AGUGAAGACAUUCGUUGUUUUGUGGAAGACUGAAGAAGAAACUUGGUAUAAUUCAUUUAGUUUUAGACCACCUAAAUACUUUAUCACCCCCAAGAUUUAGUGGUUCUUUUCCAAGGUGACAGAAAAACCACUGGGUUUUAGGAUCAAAAGAGUCUGCCAAUACAGCCAAAAAGAUAAAGUCGCAGAAAAUAAAUCGAGCUCUCCCCGUAAAAUGACGCGCCGAGGCCCCAAGACCACGACGCACGUCCAUCGCGAUACGAAGACGACCGGCGCCAAGUCGGACCUGUUGCUUCACCGUCAUCGUCUGAUGCGACGCUCGUCAGGCUUCAUGCUGGCGCGCAAGUAUCGCAACCUGUGGCCGACCGAGAGCGACUUCACCCGAGAACUCAGCAGCCGCUUCACUCCCAGAGCAGUGCGCGCUGGAAGUGGAGAAUCCGCUGCGCCAGUGACCUCCACGGGCUCCACAAGCAGCAAUAACAGCGUGACGGGGCUGAACGGUCCCAAGGGCUACACUCGCGAGGAGCUCAUCAAUUUCUGGAGGGAAUUAUCACUUGUGGCCAAGCGGCGAUUGCUGCGAAUCCGCCGCGAGACGUACCUGACAGCGCUGGACCAGUUCCUUGUGGGCCAAAAUCUGUGCUGCGAGUGCCACGACAAUGUCAUUGCAGAGUGGGAAGACCACGAGCGGAAGCGCUCAGGGAGCCGCUCUCUGCAGGAUGUUUUCAGUGUUUUCCCUCCGUUUUUGGAUGAUGAGGAUGACGAUAGCGAUGAGGAAGAUAACGAAUGCGAUGAAGAGGAUUGCGACGAGGAGGCAGACGAGUUGGAGGACGAGUCAGACGAAGAUAUGGAGGAUUUGGUGCUAGAGGAGGAGGAACUGGUGUUUAAAUAUGAACUGGAGCGCGAAGGGCGACGGGGUGCCGGCGGCAAGGGCGGUAUGUUGUCGGACGAGUAUCUGGCAGCGCUAGAAGUGGGCAAACGGCAGGAAGACGAGCUGCUGCGACUUAUUCAGAAAGAGGAACGCUAUAUCAUUAUUCGAGAGGACCAUACGGACUUCAUUAUGGAUCUCAUCCGCUGUGGCGAGCAGUUCAGCUACGUGUCUCCAUUCCGGCCGGGCUUCGAUGACGAUGAAAGCGAAAACAGCGAAGACGACGACGAUGUCGAUGACACAUGUCCUGGAGCGAACACGUCACAUCUGGCACAGGAAUAUCUGCUGGAAGUACUCGCCAUCAAGUUUAGAGAACAGCUGGAAGACGCGUAUCAAGAGGCAUUGCAGCACUCGCUUGCUAUUCAGGCUGAACUGCUGCGUGACGAACUUGCCGACCUCAAGGCAAGUCAGAAACCCUCCACUAGCAGUCGAAAGAAGAAGAGCAAAAAGGAAAAGAAGCGCCGCAAAAAAGAGGCCGCAGCACAGAAAGCGACAGAGAAGGUGAGCUCUCGAGAUACAAAUACUCAGUCGCAGACGCCAGCAUCUCCGAAGUGUAAGUCUGCAGCAUCAGAGAAGCAGCAGCCUGCCUUAGCAUUGACGGACGGGAGUGGCGACUCGGAGACGGAGGUGCGCGACCCGGAGGAAGACGAGAUCGACCGAGAAGUGGAGCAAUUCCGUCUGUUGCUGGAGAAAAUCAACGCCGAGAGCGCGUUGCGUUCCCGUAAGAAGCUGGUGCUGCCUCCAGGGUCCUUCGCCCACUUGACGUCCAUGACCGUCUCGUAAGAACCGAUCGAAUUUGCCAGGACGUAUCCAAAUCGCAAAAAUCUGGAAAAUAGUCUGCUAUGAUAAUCCACUCCAUCCGGUGUUCUAAAAAAAAGCAUUUGUUGCACUUGAAGUGGUUUCUAAAAUGGC
This is a messenger RNA of Phytophthora nicotianae INRA-310, 1834 nucleotides long. RefSeq lists its product as hypothetical. NCBI's taxonomy places the organism in Eukaryota, Oomycota, Peronosporomycetes, Peronosporales, Peronosporaceae. The transcript is spliced from 2 exons. Bases 212 to 1705 code for a protein of 497 amino acids. The record is from RefSeq and is a predicted model, not a curated record.